Molecule: messenger RNA, 4515 nt
Organism: Microcebus murinus (gray mouse lemur)
Lineage: Eukaryota; Metazoa; Chordata; Mammalia; Primates; Cheirogaleidae
Gene: GK
Product: glycerol kinase
Biological process (GO): phosphorylation; glycerol-3-phosphate biosynthetic process; glycerol metabolic process
Cellular component (GO): mitochondrion
Molecular function (GO): glycerol kinase activity
Source: RefSeq, a predicted model, not a curated record
GGCCGGAGGGGCGGGGUGAGAAGGCUGCGCGCGGGUAAAGGGGCCGCCUUAGCGCGGUCCGAGCGUUCAGCGGACGCGCGCCGCCUCGCUCUCCUGAGUCGCCACCCGCCCCUCCCCCGCCCGCCGCCGUCACCCGGGAAACCGGUCGCAAUCGCUGGCCGACCUGAAGCUGGUUUCAUGGCAGCCGCGAAGAAAGCAGUUUUGGGGCCAUUGGUGGGGGCAGUGGACCAGGGCACCAGCUCGACGCGCUUUUUGGUUUUCAAUUCAAAAACAGCCGAACUACUUAGUCAUCAUCAAGUGGAAAUAAAACAAGAGUUUCCAAGAGAGGGAUGGGUGGAACAAGACCCUAAGGAAAUUCUUCAUUCUGUCUAUGAGUGUGUAGAGAAAACAUGCGAGAAACUUGGACAACUCAAUAUUGAUAUUUCCAACAUAAAAGCUAUUGGUGUCAGCAACCAGAGGGAAACCACUGUAGUCUGGGACAAGUUAACUGGAGAGCCUCUCUACAAUGCUGUGGUAUGGCUUGAUCUAAGAACCCAGUCUACCGUCGAGAGUCUUAGUAAGAAAAUUCCAGGAAAUAAUAAUUUUGUCAAGUCCAAGACAGGCCUUCCAAUUAGCACUUACUUCAGUGCAGUGAAACUUCGUUGGAUCCUUGACAACGUGAGAAAAGUUCAAAAGGCUGUUGAAGAAAAUAGAGCUCUUUUUGGGACCAUCGAUUCAUGGCUUAUUUGGAGUUUGACAGGAGGAGUCAAUGGAGGUGUCCAUUGUACGGAUGUAACAAAUGCAAGUAGAACGAUGCUUUUUAACAUUCAUUCUUUGGAAUGGGAUAAAGAGCUCUGCGAAUUUUUUGGAAUUCCAAUGGAAAUUCUUCCAAAUGUCCGGAGUUCUUCUGAGAUCUAUGGCCUAAUGAAAAUCUCUCAUAGCCCGAAAGCUGGGGCCUUGGAAGGUGUGCCAAUAUCUGGGUGUUUGGGGGACCAAUCUGCUGCAUUGGUGGGACAAAUGUGCUUCCAGGAUGGACAAGCCAAAAACACGUAUGGAACAGGAUGUUUCUUACUAUGCAAUACAGGCCGUAAGUGUGUAUUUUCUGAACAUGGCCUUCUCACCACAGUGGCUUACAAACUCGGUAGAGACAAGCCAGUUUUUUAUGCAUUGGAAGGUUCUGUAGCUAUAGCUGGUGCUGUUACUCGCUGGCUAAAAGACAAUCUUGGAAUUAUAAAGACCUCAGAAGAAAUUGAAAAACUUGCUAAAGAAGUAGGUACUUCUUAUGGCUGCUACUUCGUCCCAGCAUUUUCAGGGUUAUAUGCACCUUAUUGGGAUCCCAGUGCAAGAGGAAUAAUCUGUGGACUCACUCAGUUCACUAAUAAAUGCCAUAUUGCUUUUGCUGCACUAGAAGCUGUUUGUUUCCAAACCCGAGAGAUUUUGGAUGCCAUGAAUCGGGACUGUGGAAUUCCACUCAGUCAUUUGCAGGUAGAUGGAGGAAUGACCUGCAACAAAAUUCUUAUGCAGCUACAAGCAGACAUUCUGUAUAUUCCAGUAGUGAAGCCCUCAAUGCCUGAAACCACUGCGCUGGGCGCUGCCAUGGCAGCGGGGGCAGCAGAAGGAGUCGGCGUUUGGAGUCUAGAACCUGAGGAUUUAUCAGCUGUCACGAUGGAGCGGUUUGAACCUCAGAUCAACGCUGAGGAAAGUGAAAUCCGUUAUUCUACAUGGAAGAAAGCUGUGAUGAAGUCAAUGGGUUGGGUUACAACUCAGUCUCCAGAAAGUGGUGACCCUAGUAUCUUCUGUAGUCUGCCCUUGGGCUUUUUUAUAGUGAGUAGCAUGGUAAUGUUAAUCGGAGCAAGGUACAUCUCAGGUAUUCCAUAAAUAAUACCAACUCAUGGAUUCCCAAGAUGCGAGCUUUUUAUGUAACGAGAGGAUCCUGCAAUUAAUUCUGUUUCUUAAUGUGAUGACACUAUUCAUAGACUCUGAUUUUAUUUAUAAGCCACUUGCUGCAUGACCCUUCAAGUAGACCUGUGGCUUGAAAUAAAGAAAAUGCAGCAGAAAGAAUGCUAUAGAAACAUUUGGUGUGUUUUUUAACAUCGACAGUUAAGGUUGGGCCGGCCACUUUUGGGGCUGAUCCCCUCCAUUUGCCAUAACAUCCUCCCCCAUUCCCUCUAAGAUCUAGGAGGAAUUCAGAUCCUGUCCAUUGGAUUCUUUCAUCAAACAUAUUGAAACGCUAUUGGACCAGGAUUUGAUUCUGUGCACUACACAUACUUGCUUAAGGGGUUACUACCAACCUGUUAAAGAUGAAUGACUUUUUGUUUGUUUUUAAACAGACUCCCAAAAGUCUUCCUUUCUACAUAUUAGAAGCCCACAUCUUCACUGAAUGUUUAAGUAGAAAUCUCUACUAAAUUAUUAAAAUGGAAAUUUUAGUAUUCUCAUAGCUUGAAUAUUUUUCUAAAAAAACAUUUGCCAAAACAGAAAUUCUUCGAACAUUAUACACAGUCUCACUAUAAUGACUUUCUGUCUGGAUCUUAUAGGAAAGGACACUUUCUUUUUUUGUUUCCAUCUUUCCUUUUUAUAUUUUUUACUUUGUAUGUAUAACAUACAUACCUAUAUAUUUUAUAUACUGCGGUUAGCCCAUUUAUAAAUUAAGACCACAUUGUAUUCAGUAUGUUACAACAGGGUUAGUCUUAAGUGAACUACCUUGUAUAUUAAUAUUUUGGAUAAAACAGCUGUAUACAUUUUUGGGCAAUGGUUAUGCAUAUUAUUUACCAGGAGAAAUUUUUUCUUAAAGAGCCAACAUUUAAAAUUUAAGUAUAUAUUCUAUGUCAAUAAAAGAAAAUGUACUUUAUUGUGACUUCAACUAUAUUUCUUAUACCUUAUAAUUUUAUUUAACUGUCUUAGCUAAAAAAAGAAAAAGAAAAAAAUUGUGGAAUACCACAGUAGAUAUUGUUUUCAAACAUCUUAGCACUAGUCCAAAUAAAGUUCUUUUUCCUUUGAAUUAAUUAUAGACAUAUUUGGGAUCCUUUUGAGGAAAUGAGAAAAUGUCAAAUAAGUUAAAGACCUAAGUAGAAAAAAAAUUAGGAAUUAAGAAUCUCUUUCAUUUCAAAUUUUAUCAAUUCUUAAUAAGAAAUUUCUAUCUGGGAUGACUGAAUUAUCUCUACUUAAUAUAAUAUUACAACUGAAAAAAGCUUACCAUUAGAAAUGCCUUCCAGUAAAACCAAGAAUUUCUCAAAAUAUUUAAUGUCACAUGUUAUAAGAAGUCACCUAAUCUAAUUUCUUAAUGUAAAUUUUAAAAAUAUUUUAAAAUUAAUUUGUUUUGUGGUAAAUAACUAAGAAAAGAUUGGCUCCUAGUUAUUUUCUUCAGUGAGUGCUGAAUGAGGAAAUAUUUAUAUGUUAAUAUAAAAUAUUUUAUUUUGUUUGGAAUUAAUGGUAGCUUUAAUUACUGUUCUGAUUGUGCUAUUUCUGAAUUAUUGAAUCUGCUGGAUUUUAUUGAUGCAGCUGCCACUUAAGUGACAUAAAUAUUAUAGAAAGGUACUGUGAAAUGAUCACUUUGUGGCAGGGGUACUUUUAAACAUAAUUAUGUUUCUACAAAGGUAGGUUGAGUUCAUUGUAAAUAAUUGUGAAAAUCACUGUUCAAAUAAUUUUAAGAUUACAUUAAUUUUUCUAUGAAAUACAAGGUCUAUAAAUGUUUGAAAUUGUACAUGUUGAUAUUUAAUGAUAAAUUUACUUAAAAUAAAUUGACCCCUCAUUCUUACUUGCCUUUCUGAUUUACAGACUAGAACUUAGGUCAAAGUUAAAUUAAGAAAUCUGUUUCAGGAGAUGUGAAACUCAGCUGUUAGUAUUUGAUCAGGCACAUGCUGACAAAUUAACCAACAGCCCAAGUAGUUUCUGGAAUGAUGAACACCUUAAUCGUUCUAUUAGAACAGACUGCGCCGUCCCAUCUAAGCAUUUCCAGAAAAUACCUUGGCAAGGUCAAUGGCCAUUAUCAAUAGGAUCUUGCAUGGCUAACCAUGAUCUUCCUUUCACUGGUUUCAUUCUGUGCUUCUGUUCUUCUCUACCUGGGAUAGUUGGUGGAAUCAAGUAUACCAUUGUUCUCUCAACUUAAUAGCCAAUACCUCAAUCUUUUGUUCUCCAACCAAUCAAUAAAAUAAGUAAUGCAUCUUCUGUAAUGAUAUUUUAGAAUUUUUAGUGUGUUUCUUUUGAACUACCCAAAGCCCAAUUCUUUGGGAUAUUUAUGGCUGUUUUGUAUCGUGGGAACGAAGAAUGAAAGCUAUUAGCGUUGACAGUGGAGUAAAUAGUAUUCAUCCUGUAUUGUUUACCUAAUAGUAAACAGGAGUGCAAAAAUUACUUUUAACUAUAACCCUUAAUGGCUUGUUUUAACUAAUGAUAUUUAAAUAAUGAAGUUUACUUGAUUCUUUGCUCUCUCAACCUAGCAACUAUUUUUUUUUUUUUACAAAAGUGAACUGGAGUGCAUCCUAGCAACUUUUAUAAUAAGUUCACAUAAUAAACAAUUAGGAAACUGACUUUUAAAACCAA